AUGAUAAAUGAAUGCAACCCAACAUCAGAACGACGUGUUUGGAAAGCAGUAAAAGAAACAGAAUUCGACGCAUAUUUGGGAUCGUUGCUGCUUGGUGGCGUUUCUCACUCUGGCUACGUUCACUCAAAAGAUUUGUGGAAGACAACUGCACAUCCACUGUUUCGAGCUUCAAUGAGCGUCAGACGAUUUUGGGAAAUAAGUCGUUUCAUCCGUUUUGAUAAUGGAAUCACGCGGGUGCAUCGCAAACAAUAUGACAAAGCGGCUGCCAUAUCUGACAUAUUUGUGAUGCUGAAUAGCAAUUUACGAAAAUAUUACACCGCAUCAGCCAACGUGACAAUUGAUGAGCAGCUGUACCCGUUCCGCGGAGGCACUGGCUUUACGCAAUAUAUUCCUUCAAAGCCAGCCAAAUGCGGCAUAAAAGUGUGGUGGAUGUGCGACUCGAUUACGUCGUAUCCACUCAAAGGCCAAAUCUACACAGGAAAGGCAGCGUUCGGCGAACGUGAGGGAAAUGUGGGUGAAAGAGUGGUCAAAGACUUAUGCAUGGACAUGUUGCGUGGAAGUGGACGCAACAUUGUUUGUGACAACUUUUUCACAACACAGAACUUAGCAAAACAAUUGAUGAACGAUCACAAAUUGUCCAUACUGGGCACAGUCAAUAAGCGCCGCAGAUUUGUGCCAAAACAAUUGUCCAUUGCAAAAGGGCGCCAACCAGAAUCCACCAUAUUUGCAUUCAGUGAGAGAGUUGCCAUGUGCUCAUAUGUUCCUAAAAAGAACAAAGCUGUUGUGCUUCUAUCUACAAUGCACUAUAGACGUAAACCAGCUAUGAUAAUGGAUUACAACAAGUACAAAGGUGGUAUUGACAAUAUGGACAAAUGCCUUGCUGAGUAUUCCACCAAACGGCGUACAAAUAGAUGGCCUUUGGUGUUUUUUUAUAAUAUUCUGGAUGUCGCAGCCUUUGCCGCAUAUAUUAUUUACAUGGAGGUGUCCACACAUGAAUGUGUCAAUAGCACGGCGCAGGGAAUUUCUGCACAAUCUCAGCGAGCAACUGGCCCGUGCGGAGGUAGAUGUCAGGUGCACCAAUCCGCAAAUAUCUAA
Messenger RNA from Bactrocera tryoni, 1095 nucleotides. Its product is annotated as piggyBac transposable element-derived protein 4-like. The coding region runs from base 1 to 1095 and encodes 364 amino acids. Lineage: Eukaryota; Metazoa; Arthropoda; Insecta; Diptera; Tephritidae. The record is from RefSeq and is a predicted model, not a curated record. The transcript has a single exon.